UUUCUGCCGCUUGAAGGGAGAUUUGACCAGCAACCCUCCGACGACCACCACCCGGCUCGAUCCCCAUCCGUCACCAUGGCGAUCAAGCACAACAACCAAAUCCAGAAGAACCACUUCCGCAAGGAUUGGCAGAAGCGUGUUCGCGUGCACUUCGACCAGCCCGGCCGUAAGCACCGUCGUCGUGAGAACCGUCUCGCCAAGGCUGCUGCCGUUGCUCCCCGUCCGGUCGACAAGCUGCGUCCCGUUGUGCGAUGCCCCACCGUCAAGUACAACCGCCGUGUCCGUGCCGGCCGUGGUUUCACCCUGGCUGAGCUGAAGGAGGCUGGCAUCCCCAAGAAGCUCGCUUCCACCGUCGGUAUCUCCGUUGACCACCGCCGCACCAACUACUCCAAGGAGUCUCUGGUCGCCAACGUUGCCCGUCUCAAGGACUACAAGGCCCGCCUGAUUCUCUUCCCCCGCAAGAGCGGUCAGUUCAAGAAGCUCGACUCCUCCGCCGAGGACGUCAACGCCAUCAAGGCCGCUCUUGCCGACGGCAAGCGUGAGGGUAUCGCUACUCGCGUUGGUGCUACCUUCCCUAUCACCAACCCCGCCGUUGAGGACGCUGUCACCGACGUCAAGCGCGACUCUCUCCCCAAGGGUGAGGAGGCUGCUUACCGCCGCCUUCGUGAUGCCCGCGCUGAGGCCCGCCACCGCGGCAAGCGUGAGGCUCGCGCCAAGGCCAAGGCUGAGGAGGAGGCCAAUGCCAAGAAAUAA
Molecule: messenger RNA, 753 nt
Organism: Penicillium argentinense
Lineage: Eukaryota; Fungi; Ascomycota; Eurotiomycetes; Eurotiales; Aspergillaceae
Product: 60S ribosomal protein eL13
Exons: 5
Biological process (GO): translation
Cellular component (GO): ribosome; cytosolic large ribosomal subunit
Molecular function (GO): structural constituent of ribosome; RNA binding
Source: RefSeq, a predicted model, not a curated record